Messenger RNA from Zea mays, 1205 nucleotides. RefSeq lists its product as uncharacterized. The coding region runs from base 728 to 1015 and encodes 95 amino acids. Lineage: Eukaryota; Viridiplantae; Streptophyta; Magnoliopsida; Poales; Poaceae. The record is from RefSeq and is marked predicted. The transcript has a single exon.
CCAUACACUCGUACAACCUACUUUUCGCCACUUUGGAGAGCCAAGGGAAGAGGCGGCCUUGGCGUACCGCAGGCACGGGUGCAGCACCGGCGAGGCGCACUCUGGCGCAGGCGCAUCGCGGCCCCGGCCUGGCGGCGCGCGGAUGCGGCCCUGGACGGUCGGCACUAGAGCGUCGGCCACGUGCGUGCGUCUCCAGCGGCGCGGACGCCGGCCACGGCGGCCCCAGGCCAUGGCAGCGUGGGCCUCGGCGACCUAGCGCGCGCAAGGACAGCGGGAUGCCCGACCGGCCGCGGGCUGCUGGCCGCGAGCGCGACCCCCAGCGUGGGUCCUCAGCACGGUCGGAUCCGCUCCGCCCUGGCAGCGCGCAAGCGCUGGGAGCGGCUUGACGUGGGCUGGAUCCGCGCCCUGGCGGCGUGCAGGCGCUUGGAAGCCCUGGCGGGCAGGGGCGCUCGGCCUCCUGAGCGCGGAGACCCGACGCGGCCGAACCUGGCUCGACGCGGGCGCGGCAACGCGACCUGGCCGCGGGCACGACACUAGCGCGCAGUCCUUGGCGGAUCCGGUCAGGCGCACGACGCGGAGGCGCUCUCGGAUGGCGUGACUUUGGUUGGCUACGGGCACUAGCGCGGGCUCGGCUAGCACUCCGGCCAGGCGUAGCCCCGGCCAUGACAGCGUUUCGGCACGGGAGCCACGACGCGUGCAGGCACGCUCCAGCGCAGGUGAGAGCCGGAUGCGCGCCUCCGACGUGGGUAGCCGCGGCCACACGGGCGCGCAGGCAGGCCACCCACACAGCCUCGCGGGCGCGCAGGCAAGCCACAGCCUAGUGGGCGUGCCGGCCCCGGCAGCCCCAGCCUCGCGCGAGCACCCCGCAGCCUCGCGGGCGGGCGGCCCAGCCUCGGUGCAGGCUAGCAAAGGCGCAGGCCGGCGCCCCCUGGCGAGGCCUAGCCCGGAAGAAACGGCUCCUGCGUGCGCAGGCGUACUCGACGGGCAAGCAGUUUCCUGGUGGCGGCGGCGCUAGACGGAAAGGAAGGCGAUUAAAAUCCCUAAACCACCUUGACUUGUAAUCGAUGGGCCACCUCGCCUACAUGGGCUGACUCGGCCAAAAUAGGCCACGAGCGUCUUUCUUAUUUUGUUUAUUUUAUUUUCUGCAGAUUUACGUAUUGAACUCUCUAUUUGUUCAAUCACAAUUUCUAACUCUAUUUUAGUAU